This is a messenger RNA of Metarhizium brunneum ARSEF 3297, 3042 nucleotides long. RefSeq names its product DNA mismatch repair protein (gene pms1). Gene Ontology annotation, cellular component: MutLalpha complex. Gene Ontology annotation, molecular function: ATP binding; ATP hydrolysis activity; ATP-dependent DNA damage sensor activity. Lineage: Eukaryota; Fungi; Ascomycota; Sordariomycetes; Hypocreales; Clavicipitaceae. The record is from RefSeq and is a predicted model, not a curated record. Gene Ontology annotation, biological process: mismatch repair.
AUGGCAGCUACAAUCAAGCCUAUAGAAGGACGAAGUAUCCAUCUGAUACAGUCUGGUCAGGUCAUUGUAGACCUAUGCUCUGUCGUGAAGGAGCUAGUAGAGAACAGCAUUGAUGCUGGUGCCACCAUUAUAGAUGUGCGCUUCAAAAAUCAAGGCCUGGACUUGGUUGAAGUACAAGACAAUGGCUCGGGCAUCUGCCCUGCCAACUAUCCUUCCAUUGCCUUGAAGCACCAUACUUCGAAACUAUCGUCAUACUCCGAUAUCGCGUCCUUGAGGACUUUCGGAUUCCGAGGAGAAGCUCUGGCAUCUUUAUGUGCUCUAUCGUCUGUAACCAUCACCACUUGCCUUGAAUCUGAGGUUCCGAGGGGCUGCAAACUUGGCUUCGAAAUCUCGGGCAAACUCGCAAGCACAACAAUGGUGGCAUCCCAGAGAGGAACUACUGUAUCGGUUGAAAAGUUGUUCCAUAAUUUGCCAGUGCGUCGCCGGGAGCUAGAGCGCAAUAUAAAAAGAGAAUGGCAUAAGGUCAUUGCCUUGCUUAAUCAAUAUGCUUGCGUCCAGACCAAUCUCAAAUUCUCUGUAUCACAGCAGCCUACCAAGGGAAAGCGCAUCAUCCUAUUUUCCACCAAGAGUAACCCCACCACUCGCGAAAAUAUAAUCAAUAUAUUCGGCUCCAAAGCAAUGUCUACCCUGGUUUCUCUGGAUCUGCUGCUGGAAAUGCAUCCAUCAAAUGUCGGUCCGGACUUACGGACUGAUCAAGAGUCCAAGCAAGUGCGCAUCCUGGGCCAUGUUUCGCGUCCAGUUCAUGGAGACGGCAGGCAAGCCCCAGAUCGGCAAAUGUUUUUUGUAAAUGGAAGACCAUGUGGGCUGCCACAAUUUGCUAAGACAUUCAACGAAGUUUAUAAGGCUUACAACAUCUCUCAGUCGCCAUUCAUAUUCGCCGAUGUUCAGCUCGAUACAAAAAUGUAUGAUGUGAAUGUCAGUCCUGACAAACGGAGCAUUCUUCUUCAUGAUCAAAGCUUGUUGCUCGAUCGUCUUCGUUCAUCUUUGAUCAGAUUGUUCGACAGUCAUGACUAUCAACUACCUACGACUCAGGUCCUCAUUACAGAGACCCCGAGUUGUCCAGCUUCCGUCGAUGCUAAUAGGCGGUCAAUACCUUUGAUUAGAGAAAAUCCGCCUUAUACUUCCGAAUCUGAGCUCUCCGCGACUUCACAUGGUGAACCAGAUGGGGGGUCUCCAUCUAACACUGGCUUUGUUAAAGGGAAGUCAUCGCAAUUGGCAAUGCGGGAGGAGAAGAUUGCCUCAGGAGGAAGGGAAGGGGCCAAAAUCGCACCAGAAUCUCUCACAAAGUGGUUUGGGUGUGAUGCAAACCGACCACCGAUUUCAAACUCUGCUAGCCAAAAUACGCAUGUCAAACAGAACCGGCCUAGCUUGAGUUUAUUUGCCUCGAGUCGGACGAUAGCUUUAACCGACUCAGAUACAGAACAGACCCCACAAAGCCAAUCCUUGAGGCGCGUGGAUCCUAUCGCUGAUACGGCACCAAGGAAUACAACAGUGGUAGACCACGGAACCAAUUCCCACAAGCCUAGUGAAGCCGUAUCGGAUUCGAGAAGUCCAACGGCGUUCUCUUGGAAUGCCAUCUCUAGUGGGCCAUCAACGUCUUUAGUUCAAACAAUUGGACAUGGUGAUACUGUACUGCUUAUCCAGAAGAAGAAACCACACAAGGGAGCGGUACCGCAAACUUCAGAGAACUCGCACUCUUCUCAUCUUCCCAAUUCAGGGCACACUGGAAAAGUUUGCAGUUUCAGCGAAUUUCAAGAGAGAAACGCUCAGCAUAGCUGUUCGGGUUGUUCAUCUGACCCGGAAAGUACUGGAGAUACUAUCCUUGACGACAAGCUUUCUUCCUCUAAUACGAAGGCAGAGCUAUCGGAAGCAUCGACUCUUCAUCCCAAGGGAAUGGCAAAAGAUAAUACGGAGAACUUAGGGGGCGCCAGAUGUGUGACGCCACAUUCUAACCAACCACAAAUUGAAGAAGACGAGCACAUUGACCGAUCCAUAUCUGACUCAAACGAUGAAGAUAAUGUCGCUCAAGGAGAUACCAACGGAAGGCCUCAUGCGAAUAGUUCGGCAGCUCGUAGAACCAGAGCUCUGGGAGACGGACUACGCAAGAAGUUUGGAACAGCUCAACACUCACAGAUAAUACGAGCAACUGAAGCCACACUAGCGUCCCUCUCCAGCUCAUGGUUGGCCUACUCAGUCCGAAACAUUUCAGGUCCAGUUGAGGAGAGGGUAGCAGACAUCACUGCAUCUGACGCCGAAUCAAAGCUCCCCCUUAUUAUAGCAAAAGAUGACUUCUCGGAGAUGAGAGUGGUCGGUCAAUUUAAUUUAGGGUUCAUCAUCGCAGUGCGUCCCAAAUCACACCGGCAUACAUGCCAUGAGGCUAAUGACGCGGAUGAGCUCUUUAUAAUAGAUCAACAUGCUUCGGACGAAAAAUUCAACUUUGAACGACUACAAUUGAAUACUGUUAUUCAGUCACAGCGACUUGUCUACCCCAAAGCACUCCAGCUGACGGCCCUGGAGGAAGAAAUUGUUCUUGGGAAUCUAUCAGCCUUAGAAGCCAAUGGUUUCAAAAUCCAGGUGGAUUCCACAGGAGGCUCGCCGGUUGGGGCGCGUUGCCAGCUCUUGGCAUUACCCUUGAGCCGUGAAGUGGCCUUUACACUUAACGAUUUGGAGGAACUGAUCACAUUGCUUGCUGAGGAGUCAUCUGGUUCACGGCACAUCCCCAGGCCGUCGAGAGUGCGUAAAAUGUUCGCAAUGAGGGCAUGUCGGAGCAGUAUCAUGAUCGGUAAACCCUUGACUACAAGCCAAAUGUACUCGCUGGUAAGGCACAUGGGUGAACUAGAUAAGCCGUGGAAUUGCCCGCAUGGGCGGCCGACAAUGCGUCAUCUUUGCUCUCUGCUGGCCUGGGACAAGGCAAAGUGGGUGGCCGAUUUGCAUGGUAAUUCUACAACAGAAUCAUGGCUCGCAUACAGUAUGGAUAAUUGA